CCAUGGCCUCCGUCUCCAUUCCAACCCCUACCUCCAGGCUCCAGCACUAGGCAGUAAACACUCCCACAGGGCCAACCCGGGCCUUCGCCUAGCAACCCCCUCCAUGCGACGACGGCAAUGGCGCCCGCCUCCGUCGCCAUCUCCCUCUCCUUCCGCUUAAUCCCGCCCCGACCCUGCUGCGGUAGGCCGAGUUGGUCCAGGCCAGUUAGGGCUUCGAGCGACACGAGUGGCGCUCCAAAUAGAAAUCAGAGGGUCGGGAUUCCGGAGAGAAGUGUGGAAGAAUUGAGGGCACUUGUGGGUUCAGUGCCCCCCGCUGUUUCUUCGAUCAGGAAAAACAUUGGACUAAGUUCCGUUGCUGGUUUCUGUUUCGGCAUUGCAUUUUUGGCUGCUGUUGCAAGACAAAUCAUCAGAAGAACUCAAGAGAAGGAUAACAGUGGUUCUGUUGCUGAUCUAGUAAGGCGUGGCCAACUAAAAUCAGGGCAACGAGGGAUUGCAAAACCACGAGUGUACAAUGAUCCUUUCAAUAAUCCACUAGUCAAGAUUGACGAAGGUACUUCUACUGCUCAAAUGUUUGGCAAGGAGUACCGGCUGGAUCCUGUUAGGCUUACAAAUGAGCAACAGGCAAUGCAUCAGAAAAGGAGAUCACAUGCAUAUCAGUGGAAAAGGCCCACUGUGUUUCUUAAAGAAGGCGACCCCUUACCACCAGAUGUCGAUCCAGAUACAGUUAGAUGGAUUCCAGUAAACCACCCAUUUGCUGCUGCUUCAGCUGAAGUAGAUGAGGAGACUGCCAAAAAGAAUGUUUAUCAAAAGGAUGGUGUCCCAUCCCGUGUUAAAGCCGAACAUGAAGCUUUGCGGACAAGGCUGGAGGCUUCAAACAAUGUUACAAAAUUCUCUUCAGGUCCAAGGGGUAUGCAGGAUAGUGAGAGAUCACUGCGGGUAUCAGACGAGCCAUCUGUGAAUCUGGAGCAGUUUGAAUCUGACAUGGUGAAUAACCAAAAUGGCCAACCAAUCUUGUCUGAGAAGCAUAGCUCUGACAACAGUUCACAGUCAAAAAGCUUGGAAGGACAAUAAACUUGUGAAUUGUAUAAACCCAUUGGCAUUUCUAGCUGUAGAUAGGGGAAUUUUGGAACAAUAGCUUACAUAAUGAGCAGCCAAUAUUAAGCAUAGCUGUGAUGUGCAAUGUAUUCAGUUGUUGUAAAUCGAUAUUUUCAUUGUCAGAAGAUUUCUAGACACACCAUGCCAUCGUCAGUCAGCAGCUCAAAAACAUACGAGUA
Brachypodium distachyon (stiff brome) is the source of this 1274-nucleotide messenger RNA. RefSeq names its product protein MULTIPLE CHLOROPLAST DIVISION SITE 1. Gene Ontology annotation, biological process: chloroplast fission. Gene Ontology annotation, cellular component: chloroplast inner membrane; chloroplast. The coding region runs from base 118 to 1071 and encodes 317 amino acids. The record is from RefSeq and is a predicted model, not a curated record. NCBI's taxonomy places the organism in Eukaryota, Viridiplantae, Streptophyta, Magnoliopsida, Poales, Poaceae. The transcript has 4 exons.